Messenger RNA from Scleropages formosus (Asian bonytongue), 4995 nucleotides. RefSeq names its product erythroid differentiation regulatory factor 1 (gene edrf1). Bases 276 to 4013 code for a protein of 1245 amino acids. Gene Ontology annotation, biological process: positive regulation of DNA-templated transcription. The record is from RefSeq and is a predicted model, not a curated record. NCBI's taxonomy places the organism in Eukaryota, Metazoa, Chordata, Actinopteri, Osteoglossiformes, Osteoglossidae. The transcript has 25 exons.
AGUUAAUUAAUUAUGUGAGCGUGUGAUGCACAAGGUCACGUUUUACAACUUUAUUGCUGUUUAAGUUUAGAUUUGAUGUUUUGUUAACCACUUAGGAAACAUUCUGGAGUAAGGAAGUCUGUGUUAUGUAACUAUCUUAUCAUACGUGACGCCCCCCAGAGGCCCAAUGCGGAGCGUGACGAGCUAGCAGCCGGCCGCGCGGGGGGCUGAGUGACAGAAAGCUCUGGAAAUUCGGAGAACGGCUUGACCCUGCGCGGCUGGAGCGCAGAGUGAGAAUGAACGGCGAGUGGAACGGAGCGCAGAGCCCCGCGUCCCCGGGCGGCGGACACGAUGAGUCCGCAGACUGCAUGGAGAACAGUGUGCAGGAUACUGUAGUAUGUUUGGGCAAUGAGAUCAAGAGUCGGGCGGUGGUGAAAUACUCGGCUGCCCCACCGCCCACAACCUAUGCUCUUCUCCGGGAGAAGACAGACCUGAAGCUGCCCCCGGCAAAUUGGUUGCGGGAGAGUACCCAGCUGGGCCCAGCUGGCACCACCGUCCUCGGCUCCAGCAGCAAGAACAAGCCUUUCUCCAGGUUUUGCCCUGUAAAUUCUCUGUGCAGUUUUGGAAUGGCAUAUGACUUCAUCGACUCCAUUGGGAAUGAUGUUGAUGUUGUGUCAGACUCAGAGAACAUCAAGAAGCUACUUAAGAUCCCGUACAGUAAGUCUCAUGUCAGCAUGGCUGUACACCGUGUGGGGAGAACCUUGUUGCUUGAUGACCUGGACAUCCAGGAGCUAUUCAUGAGAUCCUCCCAGACUGGAGAUUGGACCUGGUUAAAGGAAUUUUAUCAGAGGCUUGUUGAUCAGAAGUGGCAAAGAAAAAAGAAGAGUAAGGAGCACUGGUACCAGAAAGCCAUUCUGUCAAAGUUUCUUUAUUAUAGCAUUAGUGGCGAUGGCGCUGCAGAGCCUGUCCCAGGAGACUCGGCCAGCUCCAGCAAAGGGGACGAGGGGUGCGGAGGUGGGGAACUUGGCCCCUCGUGGCCAGCCACUUUCACCAUUGCAAGCUCGGACCCUGAAGACUCUGCCAGUCCUGAAGAGGAGAGAGUCUCCAUGGACAACCAGUAUGCCCUGGGUCAUGUGGCAUCUGUCACCAAAGAACAGAACCUUCCCACUCUAUUUAAUGAGGGGGAAAAUAGUCAGGGUCUGAGGAAUGAUUUUGCGCGAAAUAUUCUCUGGACAUUUGAGGACAUUCACAUGCUGGUGGGUUCAAACAUGCCUAUUUUUGGUGGAGGGCGAUAUCCAGCCGUCAGUCUACGACUCAGGGAUAACAAUAAGCCCAUUAAUAUUUUGACGGGCAUUGACUACUGGCUGGACAAUCUAAUGUGCAAUGUCCCUGAACUUGUCAUGUGCUUUCACGUCAACGGCAUUGUACAGAAAUAUGAAAUGAUAAAAACAGAAGACAUCCCAAAUCUGGAUAACUCCAAGUUUUCUACCAGGGUAGUGAAAGACAUUGCUCAGAACAUUCUGUCAUUUCUCAAGUCCAACUGUACUAAAGAAGGACAUACUUACUGGCUGUUCAAAGCCAGCAGCAGUGACGUAGUGAAGCUGUAUGAUCUCACCACGCUUUGUGAGGAGACCGCUGAGGAAAAGUGCCAGAACCCUUUCACUCUGCCUGUUGCUGUUCUUCUGUACAAAGUUGCUAGCAACAUGAUGAAGAAGAGCCAAAACAGGAAGCAUUAUGGCACCAUUAGAACUUUACUUCUGAACUGUGUCAAACUUCUGGACCAGGAGAGACAUCCUCAGAUCAUCGCCUCAGCUCACUGCAUGUUGGCAGAGCUCUUUCAGCUUGAUGAGCCACUGGAGGAUGGCAAUGGGGAAUCACUCCGCAGCGGUGGCUCAGAGGACAGUUACAGUGAAGAGGAGGAGGAGGAGGAGCUGCCAGAGGACAGCGAUGAGAAUGGCUCCUGCAGUGGCUGUUCGAACCCAGCCGAUGCCAGCAGGGCAGUGGCUGUCAUCAAAUCUGUGGGAGAGCUCUCUGUACCCGAGAAGUACACCCACCAUAUCAGACCAAACUAUACAUUUCCUGUAUCCCAUGACAAGGAGGAGCGGUGCCGCCAUGUUCUUGGCAAUGUCUUAAGGGGUCUGAAAGCUGUUGACAGCACCAUUAAGAAAGAGAGCGACCUGCCAGCAGCUGACCCCAACACUCCCAUCCCUCUGAAGUAUGAGGAUGGCGAUGACAGUAGUGGACACAAUGUUGUUGAAAAAGAGAUCUCCCUGCUCCUUGAUAGAGUAGGUCCUGGUCAGGAAAACUACAAACACCCAACACGCUCUGGGAUGAUCCCUGGAUCCUGGCAGCACCGCAUAAAGCUCCAGCUCUUCCUGAAGGCCUCAAAGGCCUACUAUGUACUUGCAGAUGCAGCAGCUAACCUACUGAAGUAUGGCCGGGCACUGCGCUAUGUCAAGCUGGCACUGCAGUGUCAUGAUGCGUAUUGUGCUGUGAGCAGCAGUCUGCACCCAGAGGUGCUGUUUUUUCACAGCCAGUGCCUGUCACUGUGCGGAGACAUCCAGCUGAUGCUGGCCCAAAACGCCAGCAACCGAGCUGCCUACCUGGAGGAGUACAGCUAUCAGACAAAGGAGGACCAGGAGAUCCUGCAUAGCCUGCAUCGCGAGUGCAGCUGCCAGGCUUUUAAUAUGGCUACAGAUUUGGCCAUGGACCCAGAGUACCAACUGUUCGUGAGCUGCAAGUGCUACGAGGCUGCCUAUGAGCUGCUGACUUCAGGGGAGCUGAGGAAGCUUCACUCAGAACAGCUGGGCCAGGUGCUGAAGAGACUGGGAAACAUUCGCAAUGAGAUGGGUGUCUUCUACAUGAACCAGGCUGCAGCCAUGCAGACUGAGAAGGAAGAGAAGAAGGGUGUGUCAGCAGCUGAACAGGAGAUGUGGAAGAAGAGCUUCUCCUGCUUCGAGAAGGGCUUGAAGGACUUUGAGGCCAUCAGUGAUGCUGCCAACACAGCACUGCUGCUUUGCAACACAGGCCGACUAAUGCGCAUUUGUGCGCAGGCUCACUGUGCUGUCUCCGAAGACCUCAACCGUGGUGAAUUCUCCCCAGAAGAAGCACUCUACUACAACAAGGCGAUUGAUUAUUAUUUGAGGGCCAUGAAAUCCCUAGGCAAGAGGGAAAGCCAUAAAGCUGUGUGGGACUCAGUCAACUGGGAGUUGUCUACCACCUAUUUCACUUUGGCCACACUUCUCCAGGACUAUGCCCCUUUGUCCAGGAAGGCUCAGGAACAGAUUGAGAGGGAGGUGACUGAUGCCAUGAUGAAGUCCCUCAAAUACUGUGACCUGCAGACGGAGUCAGCCCGUCAGCCACUGUACCAGUACAGAGCUGCCACCAUUCACCACCGGCUUGCCUCCAUGUACCACAGCUGCUUCCGCAACCAGGUCGGGGAUGAGCAUCUGCGAAAGCAGCACCGCACCCUGGCGGAUCUGCACUACAGCAAGGCAGUUCAGCUGUUUCUGAGCUUGCGGGAUGCGCCCUGUGAGCUGCUCCGCACGCAGCUGGAGCGGGUGGCCUUUGCUGAGUUCCAGAUGGCAGGACAGAAUAGCACCUCUGCAAAACUGAAAACCCUCUUAGGAGCUCUGGACAUCAUGAUAGAAACACAUCAUGCCUUCCAGCUCAUCCACAAAGAACUACUUGAAGAGCAACAGGCCAGUGCUGCCAGUGAUGUGGCGGUGCCUGAAUCUCCUGAUGGCUCUGCUUCCUCUGGCUUAAACACAGAGGAAGUACUGAAGCUGAUUGGUGUCUUUGAGCCAAGCUUCUCCUUCAUCCUCCUCCACCUCAUGAAACUCAUGUCAACAAGCAAACGGAAGCCCGUCAGUGCCAAAGAGGAGGAGGCAAUGAAGAUGUAUAAGCAGGUGUACUCUCGCCUUCUACGUGCCGAAAAGACAGCACCUCUCAUCCAGCGUGUGGCGCUAUACCUUCAACUUCUUCAACAACUGACCCCAAACUCAGGAGAUAGCACCAACGGAGCGCCAAGAUGAGGACAACUGCAAUGGUUGAGACCAGUUCAUUACAAACGCAGGUCUUUUUAUUUUUUUUUUUAUUUUUUUUUAAAGAAAAAAAAAAAAAAAAACCCCAGCCAGACUCAAAAUGUACACUUGACACUUCAUCACCGGCAGUGCCUUGCUCAAAUGGAGAUUUAAAGCAGUUUUUUUUUUUUUUUUUUUAACCAUAAUGCACACCCUUGUUUGUAACAAGUGGUAACAAAUAAAAGCAUCAGCUUUUUCCUAAAGUGAAACCAUCUAGAUGUUAGUAAGUCAUUCUGUAAUAUAACAAAGUCCAUAGAAAUUGCACUGUAGUGAAUUGCCUGAAUUCAACAAGGGUGAAGACUUGAUGCAUAACUGGUAUAUUCCGGUUAGAGCUUCUGUGAAAGCUUAUUUAUAUAAAUCUUUUUUUUUUUUUUUAUAAUGAAUGUGCAAUAUCGGUGAAAAAUUCAGCACAUUUUUCUCGUUUAUCCAGGUUACAGUUGUGUGUUUGUGUAUGCUAGCAUGUUAAUUGCUUGACUUCAAAUAAAGUUUGAAUGCAUUUAGUACACUGACCUUUUUGUUGUAACUAUUUUAAUCUACACAUUCUUUAGGUGUUUUGGUUUUGCCUUGUACCAUUUUAAGGUAUUCUGCUUAGAUACUGGACAAAUUGAUAAAAACUUAAGCUGAACUAAUUGCAGACACCAAAAAGCUAUACAAUGGAAGCAAGUCACAGUAGACAGACAGCAGAGGGUGAAAUACCACGAGUUGUACCGGGAAUGUUAACUAAUUUGUAAAGAAAAUCAAUAAGGGUUCAAGACAGCUUCUUAUUUGAUGUUUAGUUAAUUGACAUUGUAUGACACAUCUUUGAUAUGAUUGUUUUAUCAUGUGUUUAUGUACUUGUGAUCCGUUGAAAGGAAUCCAGUUCAUUCUUAAGUAUUUUUCUCAAGAGAAUGCCAGGAGGGCCCUUUGAACAGGUAAAAUUCAUUACAAACCCAUG